AGCUGAGGUUUCAUUUACUUUCACUUUGACCCUGUUGCUUUUCUUCCACCUCUCUGCUCCGCCUCGCAGCAAUGAACUGAUUUAUUAUUAUGAGCUUGAAUGUAUCUUUUUCAUCGUUGACAUGACAUAAGCGGACAUGUUCCUCUGGCCGCAGACCAGUAGAGGUGUGGAUUUGAACUGGUCUCUGGCUGUGUGAAGAGACGGAGAAGAAAAGAUGUGGCAGAUUGUGUGUGCGCUUGCAGCCCUGUUGGCUCUCGUGUCCUCACAGGCUGUCGCUGCAGAGUUGAAGCUUCAAAAGAAGGUGGGCGAUGACGUCGUCCUCAGUCCCGGCUCCGGCUCCGUGACUGGUUCCAUCACCAAGAUCAUCUGGAAAGAUGGUCUGAACAUCGCCGUCCAGUGGGAAGCAGCCGACUCAGAUGUUACUUACUAUCGUCAUUUUAAAGAGCGCGGGAGCCUGAACACUUCAAGUGGAGCGAUGACAAUCAGGGGACUGACUCAAAAUGACAGCAAACUGUACACACCGGAAAUCAACAGCGUCAUGGCCACUCCCACUCUCCUCACCGUCCUCGCUCCAGUCCCCGUUCCCACGGUAACUACAUCCUGCAACGAAGAGAAGAGCAGCUGCACUUUGACCUGCGAUGGAAACGUCAAAGAUGUCAAACUCGUCAUCUACAACUGGAAGUCGGACGACGUCCAACUGACGAAUUCUUCUAAAGAUCACCACGUUGAAAAGGAGAACAGUCUGAGUGUAAAGGAGUUCAGCUGCGAGCUGGAAAAUCCAGUCAGUCGGGAGAGCAGCGAACCCAUCGCCAACCCGUUCAUCACCGACACGACGAAAGCUGAAUGGAAACUGAAUAUCAACACUGGACUCAUCGUCUUCAUCUCUCUGCUGGGCGCCGUGCUGCUGCUGGUUCUCGUACACAGGUGGAAAGCAGGGAUGUGGUUCUUCCAGAAAGAAUCCAUGCCUUGGGAGGCAGAUUUCUGGAGCAAGCACGAGAGGGGAUCAAGAGAUGCUGAGUCUAAUGGAACGACUCGUCGAGAAAGGGAACAAACCGACGAGGAAACGGCGAUGACAUAAACGGACAAAUGGACAAAACGUGCAGAAAUAACGAUCCCAGAUUUGACUAAAAAGCCACAGAGAAGGUUUUACACUUGAAGUAGAUCUCAGCUCUUCCUGAGGUUUGCUUGGAGAAGAGAUUUCAGACAAUGCCAGGAAACGCAGCUUUCCUGUGACCGACAGCAAACCUGACACCAACUGCUGCCCCAGCCUCAUUAAACCGGCGGCCGAGUGUAGUUUCUAGUGUGGAUCACGCAGCCUCGUGGCGUUAGAGCACAGCAGGACUUUCAAUAAGGUGGAAGAGGGACGUCAUUGUUUGGUUCAGGCCGACAGCAACAAUACAGGCUUUGUGCAGACCUUUUCCACCGACUCCUCUACAGCCAGUGUGCAAACUCGUUUAAAUAUGGGAGAUUUUUAGCUCAAGGUCAAUCAGUUGUUCUUGUUUUUGAAUGCAUGAUCUUAUUUAACUCCUCUAUUCAUUUGUCCUUUGAAUGUUCCCUCUAUAUUAAGCUCUGAGUUCUGAAAGACAGAUGUUUAAAUGUUUGGUUUUGCAGCUUUCCAACACACAAUUUAGCAAAUUGAGAAUAAAGUUGAAAUGUAGAAAUGUAGAGAAUUAAAUCGAGCUAAUGUCGAGAAUAAACUUGAAAAGGAAACCUUAAAAAAUCUCCCCAUUUUCCACUUGACUAUUUUUGAAAUGCAGAAGGAUGAAAGAACCUCUUCCUCUUAUUUUUUUUUCAUGUAUAAAUUAGAGCAGGUAACAGAUUUGGUUUUGCUUUGAGUUUUAAGUCAUUUUCUUACUUUUUUCCUUGUCGUUUUAAAGCUGAGGAUAUUAAGUUGUUAUUUCAACUAACAAAAAAACACUAAUUCUAUUUACUUUUGGGAGUUUUAAAAGGUUCGAGACAUUUCGAAACCAGAGGCAGUGGGAUAUUUAAAGUCUGUCUGCUGAUGAUUUGCUGUGUGAGAACAUGAAGAUGAAGAUAUGUGUUUUCAUGAAGGUUAUAUUGAAUAAAACUGACAGAAUAUCAAA
This is a messenger RNA of Hippoglossus stenolepis (Pacific halibut), 2084 nucleotides long. RefSeq lists its product as uncharacterized. Lineage: Eukaryota; Metazoa; Chordata; Actinopteri; Pleuronectiformes; Pleuronectidae. The transcript is spliced from 11 exons. The record is from RefSeq and is a predicted model, not a curated record. Bases 215 to 1078 code for a protein of 287 amino acids.